Molecule: messenger RNA, 1500 nt
Organism: Caenorhabditis briggsae
Lineage: Eukaryota; Metazoa; Nematoda; Chromadorea; Rhabditida; Rhabditidae
Exons: 9
Coding region: 1-1500 (499 amino acids)
Biological process (GO): monoatomic cation transport
Cellular component (GO): plasma membrane
Molecular function (GO): monoatomic cation transmembrane transporter activity
Source: RefSeq, a predicted model, not a curated record
AUGUCGAACAAUCACGACGAUUUCGAACCGAUUGAUGGGGCAGAGGAAAUACAAAUUCCACAGUCAACUACUAUCGACCAUCUAAUCGUAGAGGGAAAUAACAACAACAAUACGGGUGAUACGUUAUCAAAUGUUAUAGUUGAGAAUUGGAUUUUCGCUCCAAUCGCAGUGACGAUUCAAAAGAUGAAUGUGUCGAAACCAACACACGUCUUCAAUGUCGCCGAGAAGGAAAGCAAGAAGCAGUUUAUGGCUGAGGCUCUGAUCCCAUUCCUUUUCGCGGGACUUGGUCUAAUUCUAGCAGGAAUUAUGCUUGAAUCUGCAGAAGGCUCAGAGUUCUUUUCAAAACUUCCAGAUGCAGUUAUCAUGGUUCCAACUCUAGUAGGCUUGAAGGGAAAUCUUGAAAUGACACUUUCAUCUCGAUUGUCAACCUUGGCGAACCUAGGGUUUAUGGAAACUAGGAAAGACAAAAUCAAAGUGGCUCUAUCCAACAUGGCUCUUAUCCAAUGUCAGGCUAUUGCUGUUUCAUCUCUAGCUGUGAUUCCAGUUUUAUUAGUAGGAGAACAACCGAUCACAUUCGAGGACACUCUCUGCCUUCUACUAUCAGCAGUUGUGACUGCAUCCUCAGCUUCACUGAUACUCUCUCUUCUAAUGGUCGCUGUUGUAAUCGCUGCUCGUCAUUGGAAACUGAAUCCGGAUAACAUCUCCACUCCUGUUGCAGCAUCUCUUGGUGACGUUUCCACUCUUUACAUCUUGUUGAGUGUGGGCACUUUAGUAUGUCACAUGCGGGACUUACAUAUCACAUUACUUAUUGUCAUUUUGCUCUUUUUUUACGCCAUCGCAAUUGUUGGAGCUGUUAUUGCAGCGGAAGAUAGGUUCACUUUGGAGGUGUUGAAAAAUGGAUGGUGGCCGAUACUAUGUGCAAUGAUGAUAACCACGUUUAGUGGACUUGUUCUAAAGAAGUCUAUGCAGACUUAUCCACCACUGGCAGCAUUCCAACCACUUAUCAAUGGUCUUGGAGGCAAUUUGGUUGCAGUUCAAGCCAGCAGAAUCUCCACACAAUUGCAUAGAGCAAGAAAAAAUCGAGAAAUUGAAGUGAGACCACUUUCGCAUUAUAUCAACCCGUGGAGAGCGUUCUUUGGAAAAAACGAAGACGCAUCAGCAGCCCAAAUCCUUCUUGGGAUUUCCAUUCCAUCCAAUAUCCUCUUCAUUUUUAUCAUUUUUCUAUUUGGCGUUGGUUUCCACAACACUUUCCCAUUUACCAUUUCAUUUGUUCUAGUUUGUGCAAUUCAGGUAACAAUCCUUCUCUACAUUUGUCAAAUUUUGGUCCGUGCAAUGUGGAUAAUGAGAAUUGAUCCAGAUAAUUCUGCAAUUCCAUUUUUAACUGCCCUCGGAGAUCUCAUCGGUUCACUUCUUCUCAUUUUCUGUUUCUGGAGUCAAUGGAAAUAUUUUGGUCUUCCAGUUUCUGCUGAUCAGUACACUGGACAUAAAUUUGGGCAUUAG